Molecule: messenger RNA, 1148 nt
Organism: Macrobrachium nipponense
Lineage: Eukaryota; Metazoa; Arthropoda; Malacostraca; Decapoda; Palaemonidae
Product: C-type lectin domain family 4 member F-like
Exons: 5
Coding region: 68-544 (158 amino acids)
Source: RefSeq, a predicted model, not a curated record
CGCAGUCUUCACCCAGAAGUCGAGACCUUUACUGACAUUGAGGAAAGAGUUGAGAUUUCUGUCCAAGAUGAAGGCCUUUUGGUGUCUCUUUGCUCUAGGGAUUUUUCUCCAUAUACACGAGGGACAAGCAAUGUGCCCACAAGGCUUUGUACCAUUCUACAUCGGAGAAAUGAUGAUGGAGACGUGCUUAAAGUUUGCAAUGGAUAUGAAGAGAGAGUGGCACACGGCCGAAAGUUACUGCAAAUCAAUAUCGGCUGAUCUGGCUCAAUUAGAUGAUGAAGAUAUACACUGGCAAGUCAUUACUUACAUUCGCCAACAUCCACAUUGGUUACACGAAGGAUUCCAUAUUGGUUGCACAGACGAAGAUAUAGAAGACGUAUGGGUCUGGACAGAUGGAAGAAAAGUAGAUAUGUUUAGUGGUCACUGGUAUCCAGGCCAACCUGACGGAGGACUAAAGGAGAACUAUGGCUGUCUUUACUACGAUGAUUUCUUAUAUAGUUCUUGCGUCAACGGCCACAAACUCUAUACAAUAUGCAGGCAGUAAUAUGCUUUGCUUAACAGCGUAAUGUACAAAUUGGGGCAAAAAAUUUGUAAAUUACGCUAAAAUACCUGUGAAGCAAAUCUUUAACCAUCUAGAGGUCUAAUCUUUCAAAAAGAAUUACUUCCCAACAUAAGAAGAAUAUUGGGGGUAUUUAGUCGUCUUACUUAAAAUGGACAUGACAAAAAAAGAAAAAAAAAUCAGUGUGGAGAGUGGAAUAUAGUACCUCACUUUAAAGAUAAGAUUUUUGUAAUAUCCCUGAAGAUGUAUUCUCUGUAAACUUUAAAAACCUGAACAUCUGGAGCUUACGUAAACAUAUAAAAAGACGAGUUAAAUCUGAAACAUUGUCAAUGGGGGAAAACACUUCAUGUGAAAUAAACAUUAGUUGCUUUCUUUUUUACAGAGAUCCAAAUAUAUAUUUUUUCCAUUCUGCCAUUUGGGGCAUGUAAAUAAGUGAAAGUGGUUAAGCCGCUAGAAUUAUCAAAUUUUUCUUUUAUUUGUAUAUUUAAUAUUGUAUGCAACAAUAGGGAUUCUGUGACGAUUUACAAUGCCACAUAAUGCAUGCAUGUCUGCUGGACAGUGUGCUUUUAAAACACAAUCAUUCUUCAAA